Gadus chalcogrammus (walleye pollock) is the source of this 1905-nucleotide messenger RNA. Its product is annotated as regulator of microtubule dynamics protein 1-like. The transcript is spliced from 10 exons. Gene Ontology annotation, cellular component: spindle microtubule; mitotic spindle pole; cytoplasm. Lineage: Eukaryota; Metazoa; Chordata; Actinopteri; Gadiformes; Gadidae. Gene Ontology annotation, molecular function: microtubule binding. The record is from RefSeq and is a predicted model, not a curated record. Bases 246 to 1166 code for a protein of 306 amino acids.
AACCGAACAGUUAAAACUGAAUAACCACCGCUAAAUUGUUUUUUUUAUAUGUAUUUAGUUAACGUUUGAUUAUAGUUUACCAAUUGAAAUGAAUUGUUCAUAGGUCAAAGAUUCAUAUGGAAAAGCUUUGCGGUUUUGCAACAUUAUCAGUGCGUUGCAAUCUUGAAUGCCCUCCUCUUUUUUUCAACAAGUAUCCGUCUAUUUGUUUAUCGUUCAGCAGCAGUACCUUGUAGACAUCUGCAAGCAUGACAGGGACACUACUAAUGCGGUUUUUAACAAGGAGUUUGUUGUCUGGCAACCCGAUCAUCAGGAGCAGGGGAGUUGCAUCGUUUAUUUGGACAACGGCGAAGAGAACUAACGCAUUUUUAAUUAGUGGGAGAGUAGCGUUCUGCCUAGGACUACCUACAGUGUGUUACCUGGGCCAUGAAGCUUACAGAGGAAUUCAUAGUGCAGCAGUGGUCUUUGCUUUAGAAAAAGAAGAGGAGAUAAUUGAGCAGGCUGACUACCUCCACAGUUGUGCAGAGACAGAAAAGCUUUAUCAACUUCUACAACAGUAUAACAACAGCAAUGACGUAGAGUUCUUAUGGAGGCUGGCGCGGGCCACACGGGACCGGGCCAUGGUACAGGGCGUGCCCGCCGACCAGAAGAAGGCGCUGGUGUACGAGGCCUUUGGCUACGCCGAGAAGGCCCUUGAGAAAGACGAUGCAUGCUUUGCGUCGCACAAAUGGUACGGUAUCCUCCUCAGUGAUUUAGGGGACUACAUGGGAACCAAACACAAGCUGGAGAAGUCCCUUGUUAUCCGGAAGCAUCUGGAGAGAGCUAAGGAGCUCAAUCCCAAUGACCCUACCACAGUAUACAUAUUAGGAUACUGGUGCUUCUCUUUUGCCGAGUUGUCAUGGUCCCUCCGGAAAUUGGCAACCGUGAUUUUCGGGACGCCCCCAACGUCCUCGUACGAAGAGGCUCUGGAGUUCUUCUUGAAAGCAGAAGAAGUGAAACCGGGCUUCUACAGUAAGAAUCUGCUGAUGCUGGGGAAGACCUACCUGGCCCUGAAGGACAAGGAGAACGCCCACCUGUGGCUGACCAAGGCCAGAGACUACCGGCCCAUCACCACAGAGGACAAAGAGGUCCAUCAAGAAGCUGUACAGCUCCUCAAACGGUUGGGCUGAGGGGACAAAUAUCUCACCCUGAUCUUCGUAGGCUUUACUUCGAGCCCCCGCUUUCUUAAUCUUAAUUUAUUGCAUUUGUAACAAUGAGUAUAGUGAAAUAAUGUGAUAGGAGCUGAUAAUGUUAUUUGACCCUUUUGAUAACAGAAAAUCGAAAAAAAUAAUUGUAUUUCCUGGAAGAGGGCAUUCGUUAAUCAUGGGCAACGCUAGCAGAAAUAAACGGUGUCAAUAUAGGCUACGUCCGUAUCUGUCUCAACUUCAAUGCAUAAACCUGUCAAUCUACAAAGAAACACGCAUACAAUGAGAAAUGCGAAUAAAGACAAAGUCAACCUUCCGUAAAGGUGGUCAGAUAUAUUUAUUAAAUAUGGUUCCAUUUCCACAGGCAAGAUCCAACCAAAAGAAACAAAUAAUAAUCAAAAAGGAAAUCUAUUGUUUUUACUUUGCUUCAAGAACAGAAUAAAAAUUGUUCCUUUUGACUCCUGAGCAGAAGGAAUCGAGUUCCCUGUGAUUCUUAACGACAUAACAUCAUUGGAGGUCAUCGGAGGGGUUCAUUCAGCUAUUUGGCUCAUACAUCGAUCUCUUCAUUUAAAACGCGGUUAAAGGGUGUGGGGGGGGGUAUAUUACGCAACGACUCCACUAUAGCAUCUUUCCAUACAGUGUAGUUGAUGGUUACAGUGUGUAUCUACACGCGAUAUGUUACGUUUGGGGUUGUUUUGCGUUUCAGAUUGCCUCGAUAAAAGUC